This is a messenger RNA of Brassica oleracea var. oleracea, 1674 nucleotides long. RefSeq names its product zinc finger CCCH domain-containing protein 43. Bases 155 to 1444 code for a protein of 429 amino acids. The record is from RefSeq and is a predicted model, not a curated record. Gene Ontology annotation, molecular function: metal ion binding; mRNA binding. The transcript has 6 exons. Lineage: Eukaryota; Viridiplantae; Streptophyta; Magnoliopsida; Brassicales; Brassicaceae.
UAAUAUACUAAUAAAAAGCGAACAACUUUAUUUACUUCUGUUUCGUUCGUCUGUCUUGGUCUUUUCAUUAACACCCUUUGAUCUUCUUCUUCUUCUUCCUCCCUGAAGAUUAGGGUUUUGUAAUGUGUUUGUAAGGAGAAGAAAAAAAACAACAAUGAUAGGAAUCUCGGGGUCAAUUGCGAGAGACGGGCUCGAGACCGAACCUGUGUCUCGAUCUCCUUCGUUGGCUGAUGGAUCUCCUCCUUCUGAUCUCAAUCACGCGGCGGAUGUCCUCAGUAAGGAGUUAAAGAAUGUGGGUCUGGAUGAAGAGAAGAUGACGAGUGUCCCUGGCGGUGUUGAUUCGAAAGCCCUAGAGGAGGAGGAAGAAGAAGAAGAUGGUGUGAGCGAGAAUGAGAGUGAGGCGUUGUAUCCGGUGAGGCCAGGAGCAGAGGAUUGCGCGUUUUACAUGAGAACUGGGAGCUGCAAAUUCGGAUCCACUUGCAAAUUCAACCACCCUCUUCCAAAUCCCACAAACAUCCAAAUUGCUAGGGAGAGUAAAGUAAGAGAAAAGGAAGAGGAUGCUGAUAAAAUGAGACUCAUGGAUUGCAAGUAUUACUUCAGGACAGGAGGUUGCAAAUAUGGAUUAACUUGUAGAUUCAACCACACUAAACCAAACUCUGAUGUGCCACCCUCUGCACCUGAGCUUAACUUCCUCGGCCUUCCCAUCAGACCUGGAGAGAUAGAAUGUCUUUUCUACAUGCGCAAUGGCUCCUGUAAGUUCGGAGCUGACUGCAAAUUUAAUCAUCCUGAUCCCACAACUCUUGGAGGAACCGACUCUCCGUCUUUUCAUGGUAACAAUGGUGGAUCCAUCGGAUCAUUUUCCCCCAAAAGCACAUUCCAACCAAGUUCAACCUCAUGGUCUUCACCGAGGCAUGCCAAUGGCACAGCUCCUUUUAUUCCAUCCAUGUUGUCUCAGAGUCGUGGAGCUUCAUCCCAAGCUCCCGAGUGGAUUGGCUAUCAGGGUACUACUAUGUAUCCGUCAGAAAGGAGUGUGUUUUCUACUUCCACCACAUACCUUAUGAACUACUCAUCAGCUGAAACAAGUAUUUUCACACCAUACAAAUAUCAAAAACCUGCUGAGGAGUUUCCAGAACGUCCCGACCAGCCUGAUUGCAGUUAUUAUCUUAAAACCGGGGACUGUAAGUUCAAGUUCACUUGCAAAUACCAUCAUCCUAAGAAUCGAUUGCCGAAACAGCCUCCUUUCGCUCUCAAUGACAAGGGCCUUCCCCUUAGGCCUGAUCAAGUCAUCUGCACACAUUACAGUCGCUAUGGCAUCUGCAAAUUUGGUCCAGCUUGUAGGUUUGACCAUUCCAUCCAGCUCCCGGAUUCGACUGGAAGCUCACAUGCUGUAGUAGAACCUCCUCAGCUCGGUGCUAAUGGGAAUGAAAGUGACGGUUGGAAUUGACCACCAAGCUUCUUUGUUCGCUUCUUCUCCACCAAGCACGGAAGUUUAAGGAUUUCAUGAGCUUACAUAACUGAUACAUUUUGUCUUUAUAGUGGUUUUUUUUUUUUUUUUUUUAAUUUUCGUCACAAACGUUUAGGUUAAAAAACUACACUCUCUGAACAAUAUCUAUGCGGCAAGCCUAUCCUCGGUGCAUUUGACAGAUUUUCACCAAAGAACUUUUGUAAUCUAUC